AAUCCAUUUAUCGUGUCAUUUUACCGUCAGUUCUCACGUUACACAAGUGAAUGCAUGUUAUAAUUUAAAUAUUUUAGUGAUAAGGCACUCACUUUCGAAGUCCUAUUAAUUCAGACCUCCGUUUAAAAAAAUUAACAUAUACCCAUUUAAUGUUUGGUACUUGAAAAGACAUUCAAACAGGCCCAGAAAAAAUAAGAAUUCGAAAAUGUUGGACCGAGUGAAUAAAGAUUUGCUUCCUAUGAAAGCGCAUUAUUUUCUUUUUAAUGCAGGGACCGGCCCGGUCCAACCGUUCCUCUCCACAUACGCACGACAGCUCGGUUUUUCCGCAACAAUCGUAGGACUAAUUUACACAAUUUUGCCAAUAAGUGGCAUGCUUGCAAAACCGAUUGUGGGUGCGAUAGCUGACCGGUUCCGUUGCCAAAAACUGAUGUUUCUGGCCGCUCAGCUACUAACAGCUGCCGCUUUUCUAGCCAUCAAUUUUUCACCUGAAAUCCCCAAAGACCAAAAAGUCCAUUUUGCGUGCGACGGUGACGCAGUUUUUGAUACUUCACCGCUCACUAAAGUCGAAAUUGACGACUGUCUCGUGGACCAGUUCCAGAAAACACCCGGAAACGUUACGUGUCGAAUGAACUGUCCAAUGGAGGAGCAGUUUUGGAAAGUGGUUGUCCAGUACUGGAACGCGACGGAAUACCAGAACUACCAUCCUGAUAAUUUCGAAUUCACUGCGUUCGUAAUUCGGGAAAAAACAAUCAGGAUCAACAAUGCCACUUAUUUCGGUUUUAAAUAUGUGGAACUGGACAGUGGUAAAACCACCAAAGCUUUAUGUCCCUGUGGGAAAGAGUGCCACAUUUCGACGGUUUGUGACAUCACUUGUGAUGACUACACUCUGAACAGUAUGGUCACUCAAACUGCAGUGAGUGAUGAAGAUGUUUACAGUAAAUCACAAUUUUGGAUUUUUCUCAUACUCAUGAUUUUUGGUUGGGUGGGGCAAGCUGUAGUUGUUAGUGUUGGAGAUGCCAUCUGUUUCCAACUGCUGGGCGAUAAACCCAAUCGGUACGGCUACCAACGCCUGUUUGGGGCCCUAGGUUGGGGAAUAUUCAGCGUUAUAGCGGGCCUUAUGGUGGACUCUCUGAGUGAAGGUUCCUCAAAGAAGAAUUUUGAGUCUGCCUUUUAUCUCUCUUUUGCCUUUUUACUACUAGAUUUCGCUGUUUCUAGUAACCUGAAAAAUGCUCAAACGAAGCAGUCCACCAGUAUUCUCAAAGAUGUGGGCCGUUUGUUGGUCGAAUUCCGCAUUGUAGUUUUCCUAGUUUGGUGCAUAGCUGUAGGGAUGUGCACAGCCCUCAUGUGGCAGUUCCUCUUCUUCCUGAUCGAAGAUCUUGCCAAAAAUCAAGGUUGCGAUUCGCAAGAGUGGAUCAAGACUCUUGAAGGGAUCGUUCAGGCUAUUCAGACACUGGCUGGAGAAAUGCCGUUUUUCUUCUGGUCGGGGAAGAUUUUGAAACGUAUUGGACACAUAAAUGCAAUGUCGUUGGUUCUUCUGGUCAUUGGGAUCAGAUUUAUUCUCUAUUCGGUUAUAACUAAUCCGUGGUGGUUUUUACCGAUUGAGUUUCUCAACGGGUUGACUUUUGGGCUGUUUUAUGCCUGCAUGACGAGUUAUGCCAGUGUUGCAGCGCCACCAGGGACUGAAGCGACAAUGCAGGGCCUGGUGGGCGCCAUCUUCGAGGGCGUGGGCGUCUCGUUGGGAAGUUUCGUGGGUGGCCUCAUUUACGACGCCUACAGCGGCCCUUGGACCUUCAGACUGUUCGGCAUCGGAGCCCUUAUAACAUGUUUGUUGCAUGCUGGUGUUCAAUUUUUGAUCAAACGAUCAGAUUAUGAGGCUCGUUACACGUCGCCUUCCGAGGCCUUUAGUGCUCUCUAUGACGAUCAGCAAGAAAUGACCUUAGUCGAAUAACAGCAUGGACGAAGCGACCAAUUCAGCCUUAAGCAACGAAAAAUACGCAUUUACGCGUUACUUAACGUUGGAUUGUGCAAACAUUUUGUGAUAGCUACUUAAAUCCCUGCCCUAAUCGGACACAUCAGUGGUAAAUUCCACCAAAUUAUCGUCUUCCUUGACCCACAUUUGGACAAACAUUGAUGUUUCCGAUAAGUCUUGAAUAUUAAGAUACGAUUUUAGUAAAAGAAUGACGAAAUUUAAAAAACCAGGCUCAGGGAUCAUAACUUAAGCCGGCUUAAGUUACAGACGAAUUUAUUUAAUCCUUUUAUUACUUAAGUAUUAUUGUUUCCCGACUGUCCUCGAGUUAACCUUCACCAAUCACGAAAGGUUAUUCUGCGUUUACUUGUGGUUCUUGUCGUUAACUUGGGAAUUCUUUUAGAGAAUCGAACAGGGCAUUAAAAAAUUUAGAUUUUUUACAAAAAAAUUAAAUUAUUGUGAUAUCUUGUAAAGUUAUUUAUUAGCGCAAUUUACUAACAAGUUAUCAGUAUUUUGGUUCCUCGAAUUAAUUUACUUACCAAUUGUAUGUAUUAUGGUCUCUUUUGUACACUUUUUAAUUUAUUGUUUGUUACUUACCUUUGUUACGUAUCUUAUAUUACUUACCUGUUGUAACAAUUAUGUUUUUAUAAUUUGUAUAUUUUGUUCCGUGGUUUUGUGCGUAGCAAGUCAAUAAAUUUGUUUUUAUUAAA
Molecule: messenger RNA, 2676 nt
Organism: Tribolium castaneum (red flour beetle)
Lineage: Eukaryota; Metazoa; Arthropoda; Insecta; Coleoptera; Tenebrionidae
Gene: Sugb
Product: Sugar baby
Exons: 8
Coding region: 206-1948 (580 amino acids)
Cellular component (GO): membrane
Molecular function (GO): transmembrane transporter activity
Source: RefSeq, a predicted model, not a curated record